Molecule: messenger RNA, 891 nt
Organism: Exserohilum turcica Et28A
Lineage: Eukaryota; Fungi; Ascomycota; Dothideomycetes; Pleosporales; Pleosporaceae
Exons: 3
Source: RefSeq, a predicted model, not a curated record
CAGUGGGAUGGUACUCGUCCAGGCGGAGAGGUAGAAUGCGAAUUCCGACUGCUUCCAAACUGGGCAGAUUGCGACACCAUUAUGGAUGGUAACACGUACUUUGGCAACGGCCCUACGACGGAAGUGUGCGUCUUCGCGGGUGCAUGCCGCGUGUGGACCCAAGGCAAUUGUCGUAUUUCAUUCUGCAACAACGAGCAAUACGACUCGUGCGACGUCAACAACACCUGGGGUGACCGAGCCCGCGCUAUUGAGUCAAGGUGCCGGCCAGUGGACCAGGGUGGUUUUCAGUCCAAGCCUGCGCCGCAAGACUGGACCGAAGUGGCCAUUCGUCUCAACACUGAUUGGCGUGUCAGCCCCAAACUCGCGCCAGGCGAGAUAGAUUAUGAGGACAUGUCGGUCGAGGAGAAUGCUGCCGAGCUUCGCCGGCUCGACCUCAUCGAAGAGGCUCUGAGUUCUGGUACCGAUGCGGCCAAUCUGGAAGAACGUGAACAAGACGAUGAAUUCAUUAUCGAGGCCACCUACAGGGGCACAUACCGACCCGGAUCAGCUGUUUUCGUGAUCUCAACCAACGCACAGGACUCAUACACUGUUACCGAAUCCAAGACCACCACCAUUGGUGUUAGCACUUCCGUCAGCGUCGGUGCAUCUUUCUGGGACCUGAUUACUGCAGAAAUCGGCGUUACCGUCAGCACCGAGUACUCCCUAACGAGCUCGACAUCCAUUCAGGUCAACAUUGACUGCGAGGAUGGCCAGCGAGCCUUCAUCUAUUGGAGGCCUUUCUUCGACCGUUACGAUGGCAGAUUCCGAUCAAAUGGACAGACCGUUACUGUCUGGGUCCCCAAGGAUACCCAGUCUUCUCGCAUGAACUACGACUACCAGUGCGCUGGUUAG